Chiloscyllium plagiosum (whitespotted bambooshark) is the source of this 337-nucleotide messenger RNA. The record is from RefSeq and is a predicted model, not a curated record. NCBI's taxonomy places the organism in Eukaryota, Metazoa, Chordata, Chondrichthyes, Orectolobiformes, Hemiscylliidae.
CAUCAACGCUCUGUUGGAUAUCAGCCUGGGGUAUGUGGAUGCUGGCACAAAGAUUGAACACCAGCUCAUCCUCAAAAGCAAGGAGUUCUUUGUCAAUGGAGAUGUGAAGGUGAUUCCUGACCCUCCACCAUUCACACGCGAACCUUCCAAAGAGAUUCCAAAGGAAGGAGAGCUAACAAUUGAGCAGCUCAGUCACCUGCAUCGACAGUUUAUGCUUGUGGCACCCACAGGUGUCAUGCUGAAAAAGGAAUUCAUUGAGAUUUUACAGGACCUGGUGACAAUGGACCUUGGCACAGACCAAAUGCCUGACCAAUGGAGUUCCAUCUCUUACUCACAG